Corticium candelabrum is the source of this 1784-nucleotide messenger RNA. RefSeq lists its product as uncharacterized. Gene Ontology annotation, biological process: protein phosphorylation; signal transduction. The transcript has 11 exons. Gene Ontology annotation, molecular function: ATP binding; protein binding; protein kinase activity. Lineage: Eukaryota; Metazoa; Porifera; Homoscleromorpha; Homosclerophorida; Plakinidae. Gene Ontology annotation, cellular component: plasma membrane. Bases 32 to 1639 code for a protein of 535 amino acids. The record is from RefSeq and is a predicted model, not a curated record.
CGCAGCUAGACACUAGUCUGCUUUACUUGCCAUGAGUUUUCUACUUCGUGAACUUCCGUCUUUAGCCAAAGGAAGACUGAGCAAAAUAUUGGACUCAGCAGGUGACGGCCAGAACUGGAAGGCGCUAGCGACUGUGAUGGGCUACAGCACAGUGGAAAUCAAGCACUUUGAACUGCAGCUGUUAAGGGGACGAAGUCCAGCCACAGAAGUUCUAGACAACUUUGGUGUAAGGAACUACACCACAGACGUAGUUUGGCAACUUCUGGCUAACAUUGGGCAGCAAAGCGGCAUGCAGACGAUUAGAGAUUUCGUUUCACCACAUUUGAUUGCAAAUGGUGUAUGUAGAGAUUCAUCGUCUGAUUCAGGUGGUAUUUACAUUUGUCACUUUCAACUUAAGUUUACUUCAUUUUUUGAUGCAGUUGAGAAUGAUGGUCAUUUUGAGAUGCAUGGCACAAAUGGAUAUCCUACUCCUCCCUCAUCUGACUCUAGUUACAUGUCAAUAAAGGAAGAGGGUGACUCAGUGUCAGAGAGAAGCAGUGAUUUGUCUUCAACUGGUUUGGAGCCAGUCCAGCAUUGUGAGUCAACUUCGUAUUCAGAUUCUCCCCAUCAUCUGUGUCGACCUCCUUCACCUUUUAGCAGCUCACUGGUAAGAGAGUUUACUUAUGAAGAACUUGAAUGUGCAACUGACGGUUUCAAUGAAGAAUCGUCUCAGUUGGCAAGUGGCAGAAACUGUGUGAUGGUAGGAAGAGGAGGUUACGGGAAAGUUUUCAAAGGAGUUCAUAGAGGUCAUAGAAUACCUAUUGCAGUCAAAUGUCUAACAAAGACCAAUCCUUCUGAUGUUUAUUUUAAGAGUUUGGCCGAAGUCGACAUCCAAACGUUUGCUCAGGAGAUUGUGAAUUUGAGCAGAAUUCGUCAUCCUCAUAUUGUGACUCUACUUGGCUACUGUCGUCGAGGACCGUAUCCACUUAUUGUAUGGGAAUGGAUGGCUAACGGAUCACUAUCAGACUGUCUUGCAAUGAAAGCUAGACAAUCGACUGUAUCCUUGUCCUGCGUGAAACGAGUGAAGGUAGCACAUGACAUUGCGAAGGCUCUAUUGUAUCUGCACACAUUUCCUGAUAAUCCAAUGGUUCACCUGAAUGUUAAGAGUUCAAAUAUUCUUCUGGAUGAGAGCUACAAGGCAAAACUAGGAGAUUUUGGCAUUGCAAGAAUACCGGACGUGUCAGAAGCAAACAGCCGUACAUAUUUGAAUACAAAGUCGUUGUACAUGGCUGUGACUGGGAUAUAUUUACCACCCGAGUACAUCCGUGGGAAAUUGUCUCCUGCACUCGAUGUCUAUGCCUUUGGAGUGGUGCUAUUGGAAAUUAUGACUGGACAGCCAACCUACGACCCUAGGAGAGAGACACAUGACUUGACGUGUUACAUGAGUGACUUUCUUGAUGCUAUUGAUGGCGACCCAAAAUUGUUAUUGGCUUGUCGAGAUUCGAGGUGUGCCAAUUGGCCCGAUAACUCGUUUGUUGAGUUUGGCAAGCUAGCAAAUCGAUGUCUUGAUUCUCGUCUGAAGCGACCUUCCACUGAAAAUAUUGCCAGAGAAUUAGAGAUGUUGUUUGCUCUGAUACAGCCAUUGGAGGGAAUGGCGUGAUGCUGUGGUUGGAGUUCUAACUCGUUGGACCAUGGUGGUCUUUUCGUUUAUCUCAGUCUGAACUCUGAAGUUGUGUACAAAGCCUAUGGCUUGCAGAUAGUAGUUUGUUUGUCAGAACCAAAACAGGUGAUAUGAUAUUGUCUCA